AUGGAAAACUAAAAUAUAAAAGUAAUAGUUAUAUCCUAGUAAAAUAGAAGAGUAAAACAAUUCACAAUUAGCAUUAAAGGAUCCAAAAUAAACUAUUAAAUUCCAAAUACAAUAAUUGUUUCAUCAAGCUAUGGAGAAUAGUCUAAUUCGUUUGCAUCAGGUAAAGAAUUAACACAAAAUUUAUAAACAAUUUCAUAAGCAUUCUCUCCAGAUUAAAAUAGUGCAUCUGGCAAAUUUAUAAAUCUUCUCAAGUAAUUUUAAAUUUUAUGCUACAUUUCAAAUUUUGUCUAAGUUUUACCUAUGAUCUACCUAAUCAAGGAGUACCUUCCUCCUAAAGUGAACUUUGCCUCUUUAUCAGGAGCAACAUUAGUUUUUAAUUAAACACCUCAACCAACACAGAUAUCAUUUGAUUCCUAAUAAUAUAGUAAUUUAUCUCAGUUUAAAUAGUUGUCUUAAUUUGCAUAUUUGUAAUGA
This is a messenger RNA of Tetrahymena thermophila SB210, 474 nucleotides long. RefSeq lists its product as hypothetical. The record is from RefSeq and is a predicted model, not a curated record. NCBI's taxonomy places the organism in Eukaryota, Ciliophora, Oligohymenophorea, Hymenostomatida, Tetrahymenidae. The transcript has 2 exons.